Messenger RNA from Dibothriocephalus latus, 594 nucleotides. The record is from the annotation of a GenBank genome assembly. NCBI's taxonomy places the organism in Eukaryota, Metazoa, Platyhelminthes, Cestoda, Diphyllobothriidea, Diphyllobothriidae.
AUGACCAAUCCGGAGACUCAGAUUUUUGAAGACAAACUUGCACUUAUAAGAUGCCUCCCCGAACUAAACAGCCUUCGUGUGGCUGGUAAGCUGACCGACUGGACUAUAGAGUUGCAAGGCAAUGUCAGACUGUCUGCACACAGGGUCGUUUUUGCUUGCCGGCUGCCCUCACUGAGUGAUGCCCUGUGUGAAACCCCGAAGAAAGACCAGACUGUCCUGCUCAAAUGGCCGAAAAUUUCGUCCGAAGUGGCUACACCAUUCAUAAAUUACCUUUACACAGGCCAGCUAGAAAUUCGCGAAGCUAAUGCUGUCGCAACAAUUCGUAAUGCCUCAGAUAGAGGAGUGGGCGGUGACUUUUAUUGCCGCCAGACCGCCUGCGUGCAGCACAUCAAGGCUACCUUUGAGGCCUCAGUUGCUAGUUAUGUAAUCACCCAGUUGCCACCUGACGCUGUCCUGUCCCUGUUGCGCGCAGAUGACCUUCGGGUGGAGGCGUUUAUGAGGGAAGUGCGUUGGUAUCAAGUCGAUGUCAGGUUCCGAUACCGGAUGCAGGACUACGAUGAUAGGUUGUGGAAUACAAAUGUGGAAUGUUCUUAA